Messenger RNA from [Candida] anglica, 1037 nucleotides. NCBI's taxonomy places the organism in Eukaryota, Fungi, Ascomycota, Pichiomycetes, Serinales, Debaryomycetaceae. The record is from the annotation of a GenBank genome assembly.
UCGUUAUCAACAUCAUCCUUGUUAUUAAUAAAGUUGAUAAAGAAACAAGAAAAUUCACCACUAUAUUGUGACAUUGGAAUUAAUUGUAGUACACUAGCACAUACAACAAUACGACAAGUUGUCUGGAUCAAAAACAUACACAAACAUAGAAAAUAUCAAUCAAUAAGUAAUUAGACUUAACUUACAAUAUGAACUCAAUUGCGCAGAAAUAUACGCAUUCCAACAACAACAGCAUACUUAAUGAGAUUACUGCCACCAGAGAUGGAUUGGCUCAGAGCUCUGCCUUGGAAUUGGCACCAUCCAUUCAACUCCCACCUAUUUCACAACCAACUGACUUUUUGAGAGCUCAUACAGAUGAUGACAGUAAUCCAGAUUGUAAGAUCAAGAUUGCCCAUGGUACCACCACAUUAGCAUUUAGAUUUCAAGGUGGUAUUGUUGUUGCUGUGGAUUCAAGAGCCACACAAGGUAACUGGAUUGCCUCUCAAACCGUCAAGAAAGUCAUUGAAAUUAACCCAUUCUUGUUGGGUACCAUGGCUGGUGGUGCUGCCGAUUGUCAAUAUUGGGAAACUUGGUUAGGUACUCAAUGUAGAUUGCAUGAAUUGAGAGAAAAGGAAAGAAUUUCCGUUGCUGCUGCCUCAAAAAUCUUGAGUAAUUUGGUAUAUGGUUACAAGGGUAUGGGAUUAUCUAUGGGUACCAUGGUUUGUGGUUACACCAAGAAGGAAGGUCCAACCAUCUAUUACGUUGAUUCUGACGGAACUAGAUUAAAGGGUGAUUUGUUUUGUGUUGGAUCCGGUCAAACUUUUGCCUACGGUGUUUUAGAUUCAGAAUACAAGUGGGAUUUAACUGUAGAGGAAGCAUUAUAUUUGGGUAAGAGAAGUAUUCUUGCUGCUACUCAUAGAGAUGCAUACUCUGGUGGUUCCGUCAACUUGUUCCAUGUUACCGAACAAGGAUGGGUAUUCCAUGGUAAUCAUAAUGUUGGAGAUAUUUUCUAUGAUAUUAAGGAAAAGGAACAAUCUUUCAAUAAUGUUGAUGGUUAG